GUCAAAUUGGUUUUCUUUUUUCUUUAAGGGUCGCUCCGUUUGUUUCUCUCUCGCCUCUCUCAAAAUCAAAAUCAAAAUCAAAAUCAAAAUCAAAAUCAUAUAUCUUCGUCGUCUUCUCAGAUUCUUCGUUAGUAUAAUUUCUUCUCUGAAAUCUUCGAUCUUUCCCUAAUUCCAUUCCCUCACUUUUCCUUCUUCUUCCAUUUGUCAAUUCCCAAAUCUCCUUCUUUUAUGGAGAACGAAACCACCACUAACGCCACCAAAUUGGGUUCUGAGGGAGUCAAGCCCACCGCCACCACCACCACCACCGCCGCCGCCUCCUCCGACCAAGAACUCGACCCUAAUUCCAAUGCAUCGCCGUCUGCUGCAGAGCCCCAGAAUGAGGGAACUGGAUCCGACUCCACCUUGCUUCAACCCCCUUCUCGCCACUCCUCCAGAACUCCCUUCACUAAUCUCACCCAGGUCGAUGCUGACCUUGCCCUCGCUCGUACCCUCCAAGAACAGGAAAGGGCAUACCUAAUGCUUAGAAUGACGAAUGAGGGGAGUGAUUUUGGAAGUUGGGAAGCUGGAAGUUAUGUAUUUGAUGAUGAGGACGGUUUUGGUGAACCCCAUGAUCACACAGAAUCUGAUGGGGAAGAUGAUGAGUUUGAUGGAACAGAUAUCAAUGAUGAUGGCGACGAUGAUGAUGUGUUUGAUGUGCAUGCUCAUGAAGAUGGUGGGGAUGAUAAUAACCCCAACCUUGAACUUGAUCCAGGUAAUUUUUCAAGUGACGAGGCAUAUGCUAGAGCCCUACAAGAUGCUGAAGACAGAGAAGAAAUGGCUGCCAGACUACUGGCCCUUGCUGGAUUACAAGAUCAUGAAGCAGAUGACUCGGAUGAUCAAGGUGAAAAUUCCCAGGAUACAUGGGAGGACGUUGACCCAGAUGAACUUUCGUACGAGGAGUUGCUCGCAUUGGGUGAAGUGGUAGGAACUGAGAGUAGAGGGCUAUCAGCUGAUACAAUUGCUUCCUUACCCUCCAUAAACUUCAAAUCAGGGAGCGGUCAGACCGGAAGCAACGAUUCGUGUGUCAUUUGUCGGUUGGAUUUCGAGGAUGACGAAACCUUGACUGUUCUUUCUUGCAAACACUCCUACCAUUCCGAGUGCAUAAAUAAUUGGCUAAAAAUAAACAAGGUGUGCCCUGUUUGCAGCGCUGAAGUCUCUACUACUACCGCUGCCGGGAGCAGUUAGUUGUAAAAUGUGUACCAGAUCAACAUUAAAUCACGAAGGAUCUUAAUUUCUGGUUUUUUUCUUUUCAUCUUGCAUAAUACUCAGUUCAGUUCUCUACAACCUGUGGAAAAUAUCUAUUGUGGGUUCAUACAAUCUUCGGUUUCAUUUUGUAAACCAAGCCUAGGAAUAAUAUUAGUAUUGCUUUCUUGAUCAUAAUAUGAAUCUUUUUUUCUUCUUUUUCUUUUUUGGGGUUUCUCACUUUAUCCCAAAAUUUCCCCUUGGGGGAUGAAUCGUAUGUUGAUCAUCCUUUGUACUUCUGAGUGAAUUUUCACUGUUUAUGGCCAUGUCUCAUCAUAAUCAUCUUUAAUGUCUCUGUACCAUGUA
Molecule: messenger RNA, 1587 nt
Organism: Momordica charantia (bitter melon)
Lineage: Eukaryota; Viridiplantae; Streptophyta; Magnoliopsida; Cucurbitales; Cucurbitaceae
Product: RING/U-box superfamily protein
Source: RefSeq, a predicted model, not a curated record